This is a messenger RNA of Lampris incognitus (smalleye Pacific opah), 2877 nucleotides long. Its product is annotated as tyrosine-protein kinase receptor TYRO3. The coding region runs from base 1 to 2607 and encodes 868 amino acids. Gene Ontology annotation, biological process: positive regulation of kinase activity; protein phosphorylation; cell surface receptor protein tyrosine kinase signaling pathway. Gene Ontology annotation, molecular function: ATP binding; protein binding; transmembrane receptor protein tyrosine kinase activity. The transcript has 15 exons. Gene Ontology annotation, cellular component: signaling receptor complex. The record is from RefSeq and is a predicted model, not a curated record. Lineage: Eukaryota; Metazoa; Chordata; Actinopteri; Lampriformes; Lampridae.
AUGCUCAGUCAUCCAGUGGAACUCUUCCAUUCUGCCAAACAGCACAGUCUGAAAUGGACCUCGGACCCCCGUAAACAAUGGGACGAAAUUCGUCUGAAGAUGGGCUCGGAGAGUCAACCUGUGUAUCAAGCCUGCUCGGACGGCGCCAGACCCAGAACCCUUCUGAGCCAGUGGAUUGAGCGUAAGGACGCCCACCACCUGCUUCUGGAUGUUGUGUUUGCCCAGGAGGAGGAGCCGUCUGGAAGGCCACAGCCAUUACAGGUUUAUCUGUUGGAGUCACACACGCCUCUCCAUCUCUUCCCGGGUGGAGAAAAGACGCUGGACCUCCAAGCCUCAAAACAGUUCCCAGCCACCUCUGGCUUAGACCAACUAGCGGAGUACCUGAACCCCAGUCUGGGUCUAAACCUUGGCGUGGUCACCCACAGGGGCUUCCAUCUUGGUUUCUCAUACUCGGGGACCUGUGCCCUCCUAGCAUCUGUCCGACUGUACUAUAAGUGGUGUCCCGGGUUUGCCGAGAACCAUGUUAGAUUUGACGGGGCCGGAGCUGGGUCAGGGCCACGCCGAGGCCGGUGUGUGGAGGCCGCUGUGGAGGCGACCCAGCCUGAGAGGGAGUGUGGGGCGGAUGGAGAGUGGGGUCCCAUGCAGGGCCAGUGUAUGUGUGGACCGGGUCAUGAAAGCGUGGCUGAUGCUUGUCAAGCCUGUAGGACAAACUACUACAAACCGGCCAAUGAGAGCGGAGGAUGCCGUCCAUGUCCACCCAACAGCCAGGCGGACAGGGGGGCGGCAGAGAGGUGUGACUGUGUACAGGGGUACCACCGCCUGCCCACAGAGCCGUACCAGCUGGGCUGCACCAAGCCCCCGUCUGCCCCUGUCAAUUUAACAGCCCAUCCCCUCAAUGAUUCUACCCUGGCCCUCCUGUGGGAGCCCCCCCUUGACCUCGGCAGCAGGGAGGAGGUGACGUACAGCGUGGAGUGUCUGGAGAAGGGAGAAGGACCGGUCAGUAAGUGGGAGAGGUGUGGGGAGGAGGUGGUGUUUCUGCCGACCUCGGUGGGGCUGACCGGCGGACACGUCAGCGUCACGGGACUGAGCCCAGACUCUGACUACCGCCUGUGUGUCCUGGCCUGGAACGCCCUGACCCUUCACCAGAUGACCUCCUCCUCCUCCUCCUCCUCGUCCCCCUGCUCCACAGCCGGGGCCUCCGCCACUCUGCUUCAGCGGAAACUCCUUAUGAGGAGCACAGUUGCUCCCAUGGUCAGCAUCUCCAACAGCAGCAGCGUGUAUAUAUGGCUGGCGGUCCUCGUCGUCUUAGUGCCACUCGUCUCUGCUGCCGUGUACAGUCUGAGACACAAAUACACCAAACCCGGAUCUGUUGAAGAGGUGGCGCUGUUUCCUAUAAAUCCUGGCAUGGCCUACUCUAGGUCUGAGAAUACUGACCCUGACGUCCAGCCUGCUAAUGUGGUGCAAAGUGUGACCCAGCUGCUGGGGGGCUUCAGUGACAGCCUUCUGGCCAACUUGAGGGGGAACCUGAUAGAACGCACCCAACUCACCCUGGGCAAGGAGCUGGGCAGGGGAGAGUUCGGCUCAGUCUACGAAGGGAUCUUCUCCCCAGAGGAAGGCUCGUAUGUCAAGGUUGCCGUGAAGACCAUGAGAGUUGGAUUCCACACUCAGGAGGACUUGCACAAGUUCUUGGAGGAGGCAGAGAUCAUGAAGAACUUUGAUCAUAAAAACGUGGUCAGACUACUCGGCAUCACUCUGGAGAGACAGCAGGACUCUGAUCUGUCCCUGCCGCUGGUCAUCAUUCCCUUCAUGAAGCACAGAGACCUGCGCCGCUUCCUCGUCGCCACACGCUACGGGGAUAUUCCUAUGUUUGUGCCUCACCAGAGUCUCCUUCGCUUCAUGAUUGACAUUGCAGCAGGGAUGGAGUAUCUCAGCUCUCAGGGUUUCCUGCACAGGGACCUGGCUGCACGCAACUGCAUGCUGGGGGAUGAUCUCCAAGUGUGUGUAGCUGAUUUUGGGCUGUCCAAAAAAAUCCACAGCUGUAAUUACUACAGACAAGUGGUAUCUAUUCGCAUGCCAAUAAAGUGGAUGGCCAUGGAAAGCCUAUCCGAGUCCGUGUAUAACGUCAAGAGUGAUGUGUGGUCUUUUGGGGUGACCAUGUGGGAGAUCGUCACCAGAGGGAGGACCCCGUAUCCUGGUGUCCACAAUCACGAACUGCUGGAUCUGCUGAGGUCUGGCUACAGGCCCAAACAGCCGGAAGACUGUGACUCCAAACUCUAUGAAAUAAUGUGGAGCUGCUGGCACAGGGAGGUAUCCCACAGGCCUGGCUUUAGGGAACUGGGUAGAAGACUCAAGGACCUUCUGUCUGAGCUGCCGGUUCUGGAGGCCAGCCAGGACGCCCUGUACAUUAACCAGGGCCUGGAGGCCGCUGCCUCUCACUACACCGCCCAUGGACAGAACGAGGAGGGAGAGUCGGACGCCCUGGGGAAUAUUUACCUGCCGUCUCCUUCCAUGGGUGCUGCACCCCUACCUAAGACAGAGCACAAGGAGGACGGCACAGAGGACGGCUACCUCUUGUGUGUCAACGUAGCCUCCGCAAAGCAACAAUAAGUGCCAAAAAGAGGCGCCAAAAGCCAAUAAAUGUCCUGGAGUGGCCAAAUUCUCUUGUAAAUAAGUGUGUGUGUGUGUGUGUGUGUGUGAGAGAGAGAGAGAGACUAUAAAAUCAGCAUACAUUUAUGAUUUCAAGAUUUAAAUUUGCUUUUCACAACAGAGGUAAUAUAUGCAAAUCGUUUGGCUGUAGAUUUGAGAACUGGUACGCAAGAAGCUGCCGAGUUGCUGUGCUCCCCCGGAAAACUGCAUCCAUGAAUAAAGAUUCACUAU